AUGCCCCUCUACGCCUUCGGCUCCAACGGCUCCGGCCAACUCGGCCUCUCGCACACAGAAGACGUCUCCGUCCCGACGAAAUGUCUCUUCGAUGAUGACCAAUACCACACCACCACCGCUUCCUCCUCAUCCUGCUCAAUCACACCAACGAUAUCCCGCAUCGCAGCUGGCGGAAACCACACCCUUGUUUUGUUCUCCGAUGGGAGGGUAUAUGCGGCGGGGUGUAAUGAGGAUGGGCGGUGCGGGGGUAGAUUACCUUCGGGGAGUGGGGAUGGGUAUGAGGAGGUGGUGAGGUUUCGGCGGGUUGUUGUGAAUACUUCCGAUGGUGAUGUGGGAGAGGAGGAAGAGGAGAGGUUUACAGACGUGUCAGCUACAUGGGAAGCGACGUUCCUGGUGUCUGGGAGGAAAGUGUAUGUCCUAGGAACCGGGGGGAGGGGGGAGUUAGGGGUUGGGGAGGGGAAGAGCAGUGUGAAAGAAGGGGUUGGGUGCAUUGAGUUCGAAGAUAAAGUCAUCAGUAUAGCGAGCGGGAUGGGACAUACGGUUGUUGUGCUGGAGGGAGGCCAGGUGUAUGGGUGGGGAGGGGGGAGGAAAGGGCAGUUAGGUGCUAAGGGGAAAGAAAUCAAGGUUGCGUGGGAACCUGUUAGGAUUGACGAGGAGGAGAUAGGGUUCCGGGCGACGGGGGCAGCGUGUGGGAGGGAGUUUACGGUUGUGCUUGGGGAUAAAGAGAAGGGGCAGUUUGUUGUGCUGGGGUCGCCUGGGGAUAAGUGGGGGGUUAUGUCUGGAGGGAAGGAGCCUGUGGGCUGUUUUCAGGUUGCCGCCGGGGGAGAUGGGGUGGUGAAGGGGUUGGCUGUGGGGAGUGAGCAUGUGCUUGGACUUGUGGAUGGGACGACGGUCGUGGCCUGUGGUUGGGGAGAGCAUGGUAAUUGUGGUCCUGAGACGGAUGCGCAGGGGAAUGUGAAGGGGGUGUGUUGCCAGAUUCCUUUGCCGGAUGGGGUUGGGGAGGUUGUUGGGCUCGGUGCGGGCUGUGCCACGAGUUGGGUGAUUACUCGGGAUUGA
Molecule: messenger RNA, 1056 nt
Organism: Aspergillus eucalypticola CBS 122712
Lineage: Eukaryota; Fungi; Ascomycota; Eurotiomycetes; Eurotiales; Aspergillaceae
Product: alpha-tubulin suppressor protein Aats1
Exons: 2
Coding region: 1-1056 (351 amino acids)
Cellular component (GO): cytoplasm
Molecular function (GO): guanyl-nucleotide exchange factor activity
Source: RefSeq, a predicted model, not a curated record